CUUACACACACACACACACACACACACACACAGAGCAAGAUCUCAUCUCUCAUGCAGGACGUCCAGACGGGGUCAUCAUGAGGGUGGUGUCUACAGACAGCGGCUCCAUCACUGUGGGAAACACAGAAUACACAGACGAGACGGAGAGUGCGGAGACCAGUGACCACACUGAGUUCUGGAGAGGAGACCCGUCAGUGCGCAGACUCGCUGCAGUGCCCUCUGGCGGCCGCUGGCGGUGGUGCGCAGGUAUCGCCGGUUCUGUGGCGGCUCUGAUGCUGCUCCUGCUGAUCAUCACUGUAUCUGUGAACCAUGUGAAAUUUAACAGGAGGUUUUCAGCUACAGAAGUGAAAAUACAGAAUCUGACGCAAAUAAUCCUGAACAUCAUUAGCAGAACUCACGAGCUGGAGCAAUUCGGACAUAAAAUAAAUGCGGAUGUGAGCAGUCUGGAGUUUGACCAGAGGACGAUGCAAUCCUCCAUUAAUAACUUGUUUGAUUCAGCACAGGCUCUCCACGACAAAGUUUCAGAGCUCAAAUGCCACAUCGACAAGAUCAGAAACAACGACACGCAGGAGCUGUGCUGUCCUGAUCCAUGGUUCCUGUUCUCCUCCAACUGUUAUUUCUUCUCUACUGAUGGGAUGUCCUGGGACUCAGCCAGAGACGAGUGUGAGAGGAAGAGAGCAAAGUUACUCAUCCUAACCAGCAAACAGGAGAAGAGUUUCGUGGUCAGCAGGACCAAGCCCCUGUUCUACUGGUUGGGUUUGACUGACGGCCGGACGGGUGAGUGGGAAUGGCUGGAUGAGACGCCGUAUGAGAUGGUCAGGAGUGAAUGGAGGCCUGGUCAGCCGGAUAACUGGAAGGCUCAUGGUUUGGGAGGAGGUGAAGACUGCGCUCACUUUCACCAUGACGGACGCUAUAAUGACGACCACUGCUCUCGACACUACCGAUACAUCUGUAAAGCUGCAGCCUCGGGCAUCUGACAAAUCACGCACACAAACACACAUGCACACACACACAUAGGCACACAUACACUCACAUAAAAACACACACAUUCAUGCACACACAAACACAUACAAAUGCACACACGCAUAUGCAUGCACACAAAAACACAUGCGCACACACACAAACAUAUGCACACACACGCAAAGACACAUAAGCAUGAACACAUACACACAUAGACAAACACACACAUAAGCAUGCUCACAUACAAACAAACAUAUGCAUGCAGACAUACACACAAACACAUAAGCAUGCACACAUACACAAACACACACACACAAGCAUGUACACAUACACCAACACACAUAUAUGUUUACACGCACAAACAGACACACAUAUGCAUGCAAACAUAGACAAACACAUAUGCAUGCACACAUACACCCAGACAAACACACACACAUAAGCAUGCACACAUACACAAACACACACAUAUGUAUGCACACACAAACAGACACACAUAUGCACGCACACAUAAAGACACAUGAGAAUGCACACAUACACAAACACACACAAGCAUGCACACACAAACACACACACACACACAUAAGCAUGCACACAUAGACAAACACACACAUAUGUAUGCACACUCAAACAGACACACAUAUGCAUGCACACAUAAAGACAAAUAAGCAUGCACACACACACACACAAGCAUGCACACACACACAAACACACAUAUGCAUGCACACAUACACAAACACAUCCAGGUAUGCACACACAAACACACACACACAAGCAUGCACACACACAAACACAUACAUGUAUGCACACACACACAAACACAUACAUGUAUGCACACGCACACAAACACAUACAUGUAUGCACACACAAACACACACACAUAAGCAUGCACACAUAGACAAACACACACAUAUGUAUGCACACACAAACAGACACACAUAUGCAUGCACACAUAAAGACAAAUAAGCAUGCACACACACACACAAGCAUGCACACACACACAAACACACAUAUGCAUGCACACAUACACAAACACAUACAUGUAUGCACACACAAACACACACACAUAAGCAUGCACACAUACACAAACACACAUAAGCAUGCACACAUACACAAACACACAUAUGCAUGCAGACAUAGACAAACACACACACAUAUAUAUGCAUGAUCACACAAACACAGAGUGCUGAGAUGUUAUGAUGUUACAUGUUAUGCCUGGGCUUACAACUGACUCACAAAGGUUUGUGUGUGUGUGUGUGUGUGUGUGCAAAUUUAAAUAAUGUCAGACUAUAAACUGGUUCAGGCAUUUAAAAAGCUGUCAGAAUCAGAAUGUAUUUGUUUGGCUGUCUAGAAACAUCAUUACUGUUGAAUAUGUCUCCAUUUUAAUUGCAUGUGUUCACUGAAUAUUAAACAGAAACAACUCA
Molecule: messenger RNA, 2381 nt
Organism: Danio aesculapii
Lineage: Eukaryota; Metazoa; Chordata; Actinopteri; Cypriniformes; Danionidae
Gene: asgr1a
Product: asialoglycoprotein receptor 1a
Exons: 9
Coding region: 78-977 (299 amino acids)
Source: RefSeq, a predicted model, not a curated record